This is a messenger RNA of Neocloeon triangulifer, 8582 nucleotides long. It is a transcript of the gene cher, whose product is annotated as filamin-A. The record is from RefSeq and is a predicted model, not a curated record. The transcript has 40 exons. Gene Ontology annotation, biological process: actin cytoskeleton organization. Bases 644 to 7885 code for a protein of 2413 amino acids. Gene Ontology annotation, molecular function: actin filament binding. Lineage: Eukaryota; Metazoa; Arthropoda; Insecta; Ephemeroptera; Baetidae.
CAAGCCCAGUCUCAAAUGUCAGAAAGCAGACAUCAGUCGUGCCGUUUCGACUCAAGAGACCAAGUGCGAAAUCAAACAUCUGAAACAUCAUAUCUUGCAGAGGAGACAAUUUGAAGAUUUAAAACAGGAUAAGUUUUGCGGCACACAGAGCAGAGGGCCCCGAAUUAGGACCGAGAGAGGGGUAUGCAGACAAGAAGGGAGGUCUAUUCUGGGCCGCGGCGAGGACGAGAGGAAAAGCAUCAACAGAUCUGACACCAGAGAGGAGCAGAGGGAGGAAAGUGAGAGCUAAGGGCGCGCGCGCACGGCGCUGAAAAUCUCCACCACGGUAGCACAUGUGGGUCGCUGGCAGGCUGGUGGUGCACCAGUCAAGUCCAAGUCGUCGAUAAAACGCGUGCGCCCACACCGACCGACCGAGAGAGAGCCCAAAGCAAGCAGAGUUCAGGGCCCGAGCAGCAGCAGCUCUCCCGGUGCAGCAUCCGAUGUGCGAUUUGCGCCUGGCCGAGCGGUGAGCGUGCGAUCGGAGGUGCGACGCAGGUUGCCUACGCGGCCAGGGGGAGCCGACUAGCGGCGAGCGCCGCGACAGGUCCAGCAGCAGCACGUUCAACGAGAUAAGCAGCAGCUCCAGCAGGGACCCCGCCCAACAAUGCUCAACAAUGCUGAGGAGCGGCGCGGCUCCGACAGUAUCGCCGGCGACGAGGACGAGAUGGUGGCCACGGAGCGCGACCUGGCCGAGGACGCGCAGUGGAAGCGCAUCCAGCAGAACACGUUCACCCGUUGGGCCAACGAGCACCUGAAGACCGUCGAGAAGCACAUUGGCAGCCUCGAGACCGACCUGUCCGACGGCCUGAGGCUCAUCGCCCUGGUCGAGGUGCUCAGCGGCAAGCGGCUGCCCAAGCACAACAAGCGGCCCAACUUUCGGUCGCAGAAGCUCGAGAACGUGUCCGUGGCGCUCAAGUUCCUCGAGGAUGGCGAGGGCAUCAAGAUCGUCAAUAUCGAUUCUACUGAUAUAGUCGACUGCAAGCUCAAACUAAUUCUCGGCCUAAUAUGGACCCUAAUUCUACACUACUCAAUUUCUAUGCCCAUGUGGGAGGGUGAAGAUGACCCUAAAGAGAAAGGCGCAACUCCCAAGCAAAGACUUUUACACUGGAUCCAAGCGAAAGUUCCUGAUCUGCCGAUUAAAAACUUCACCGAUGACUGGAGCAGCGGAAAAGCGGUGGGCGCACUUGUGGACGCCUGCGCACCUGGUUUGUGUCCUGACUGGCCCGAUUGGAACCCGAAGGACUCGUUGCAGAACGCGUCUGAAGCCAUGGGUCUGGCUGAUGACUGGCUCAACGUCAGACAGUUGAUCAAACCUGAGGAGAUGAUCAACCCUAACAUCGACGAAAUGUCCAUGAUGACUUAUCUUUCUCAGUACCCCAACGCCAAGUUGAAGACGGGAGCACCGCUCAGACCGCGAACAAAUCCCAACAGUAUCCCACCACCCCGAGUUCGCGCUUACGGGCCUGGCAUCGAGCCCACUGGCCCUGUGGUUGGGGCACCUGCAAAUUUCACCGUGGAAACUUUUUCCGCCGGCAAGGGACAGGUCGACAUCGCUGUGAAAAAUCCCGCCGGACAAGCGGAGCCUGUGGACGUGCGAUUCAACAACGACCGCAACCUCACCUACAGCGUUUCCUACACCCCUCGAGUUGAGGGCAAUCACAGUGUGUCUGUCAAGUACGGUGGACAGGAGAUCCCCAAGUCACCGUACACUGUGCUGGUCGAGGGACAUGCAGGUGACCCGUCAAAGGUCACCGUCUCUGGGCCCGGCAUCCAGCCGGAAGGCGUUGUUGUCAGCAGACCUACUUACUUUGACAUUUUCACCAAAGGUGCCGGCAAAGGUGUUCCCGAAGUUAUUAUUUUAGAUCCAGCAGGCCUAAAAAAUACCGUGCCAGUGAAAAUUAGACAGACCAGUCCUGACGAGUGGCGCUGCGAAUACGUGUCUACGGCGAUUGGCUUGCACUCGGCCAAUGUAUUUUUUGCUGGACAACCUAUUCCCAACAGCCCGUUUGGAGUUAAAGUCUCAGCUGUAUCAGAUGCUAAAAAAGUGAGAGCCUCAGGUCGCGGCCUACAGCCUAAAGGUGUUCGUGUUAAAGAUGAGGCUGAUUUUAAAAUUUAUACGGAAGGCGCCGGAGAGGGCAGUCCUGACGUUAGGGUCAUUGGCCCUGGUGGUGUGAGUGAGCCUGUGAAAAUUCGCAAGAUUGAUGGCACCACCUACGAAGUGAUCUACAACCCCAUCAAAGAGGGUCGUUACAUGGUGAUGAUAACCUUUGGGGGCAAAGAAAUUCCUAGAUCCCCUUUCGAAGUCAAUGUGGGCCCUUACAAGGAAACCUUGAUCAGGGCGUACGGCCCAGGCCUCAACGGAGGCGUCGUCGGGUACCCCGCACUCUUCACUGUCGAAACGAACGGAGAAACUGGAGCUUUAGGCUUCAGCAUUGAGGGACCGUCUAAAGCGGAAAUUGAGUGCACAGACAAUGGCGAUGGUUCGGCUGACGUUCGAUACUACCCCACUCAACCUGGGGAGUAUGCAGUGCACAUUCUCUGUGAUGACGAAGAUAUCCCGAAAUCGCCAUAUAUUGCACAAAUUCUGCCCAAGACUGAUUACCACCCAGACAAGGUGGAGUGCUAUGGUCCAGGACUCGAGCGAGACGGAGUGAUGCUGGGCAAACAAGCACCAUUCACUGUGGACACUAGAAACGCUGGAAGCGCUCCUCUCGAUAUCCAAGUCAAUGAUAGCAAAGGCGAUAGUGUUGGAGUUCACGUUGAUGCAAAUGAGGACGGAACAUUCAACUGCUCAUACAAGCCUAUUUCUGGCGCCAAGCACACUGUUCAGGUUAACUAUGGAGGUGUUCCAACCAAAAACAGCCCGUUCAGAGUUUACGUAUCCGAGCCCACCAACGCCGACAAUGUUCUUGUUUUUGGACCUGGUGUUGAAAAAGGCGUAAAAUCGAACACCCCAACUCACUUCAACAUUGACUGCAGGCAAGCUGGACCAGGUGAACUGGAGGUGGUCCUGAAGAACGAGCGUGGCCUGGACGUGCCUUUGCAACUUACAGACAACGAAGAUAACACUUACUCAGUGGACUACUGUCCACCGGUCGCCGGAAAUUAUACAGUGAUCUGCAGAUACGGCGGCAAGGAGAUUCCGCAAAGUCCUAUCAGAGUUGCCGUCCAACCUUCAGUGGACGUGUCCAAAAUCAAGGUCGACGGAUUAGAGCCGACCGCUCCAGUCAACAGUCUGCAGCAAUUCCGAGUGAUAACAAAUGGCGCGGGCAAAGCUGACUUUGCCGUGGCCAUCACCAGUCCCUCUGGGGCUAAAGUUAGGGCGCACGUGAUUCCGACGAGCGAGGGCUUCCUCGUCAAUUUCACACCCACCGAGCUGGGCGAGUAUCUGCUCAGUGUCUCGUUUGGUGGCGAGCCCGUUCCUCAGGCACCCUUCCGCUUCAUGUGCAUGCCAGGCAGUGACGCUUCCAAGGUGCUCGCACGUGGACCUGGUCUUGAACGUGGCGUUGUCCACAAGCCGGCCGAAUUCAUGAUUGACACCCGAGGCGCUGGUCAGGGCGGCCUCGGCGUCACUGUCGAAGGCCCUUGCGAGGCGGCCAUCAAUUGUCGCGAUAACGGCGACGGAACGUGCUCGGUUGCCUACCUGCCCACGGAAAUCGGCGACUACAGCGUUAACAUUACCUUCAAUGACCAGCACAUACCUGGCUCGCCCUUCCAGGCCCUCAUUGUUCCCGAGGUGGACGUGAACAAAAUUAAGGUUAUGGGAAGCGGCAUCCAACCGCACGGCGUCUUCGUCGACUCGCCUACUGACUUUGUCGUCGACUCGCGCGCAAUCAAUAAGAACAACGAUGGCAAGGUGUCCUGCACAAUCACCAACCCCUCCGGCUCGCGGCUGGACAACCUCAUCACUCCCCAGGCCGACGGCACCUUCAAGAUCAGCUACACACCUUUCGAGGAGGGCAACCACACCAUUGAACUUUCCUACAACGGAAUUCCCAUUCCGGGCUCGCCUUUCUGCGUCGCCGUCAAGCGAGGGUGCGACCCAAGCCGGUGCCGCGCCUACGGACCUGGCGUCGAAAAGGGAUAUGUCGAUCGGCCAAAUGUGUUCACCGUUGAAACAAGAAGCGCAGGAACUGGUGGUCUGGGAUUGGCGAUUGAAGGUCCUUCAGAGGCCAAAAUUUCUUGUAAAGACAACAGAAACGGAUCAUGCACUGUUGAAUACACCCCCUCUGAGCCUGGCGACUACGACGUAAGCAUCAGAUUUGCUGACCAACAUAUCCCUGGAUCACCAUUUAAGGUGCCAGUUGACAAGUUUGUUGACGCCAGUUCUGUGACCGCCUAUGGACCGGGUCUCGAGCCUUCAAAAUGCAGAGCCGACGUGCCUUUGAAUUUUAAGGUCGAUGCCACAAAGUCGGGCAAAGCGCCACUCAACGUCACGAUUCAAUCCGACAAAGGUAACAUCAAACCCGAAGUGAAGGACGUCGGUGACGGCACCUAUGACGUCACUUAUUACCCUCCACCCGCAGGAUCGAAUAUCGAAGCCAACAUCAAAUAUGAUGGAAAAGAUAUACCAAACAGUCCGUAUAAGAUGAAAGUUCUGCCCACGGCUGAGCCAGACAAAGUGAAAAUCACCGGUCCUGGUGUGGCGAACAAGAGCAUCCCUGCGUCUCUGCCAAUUGACUUUUUCAUUGACGCCACUGAAGCUGGCUACGGAGAUUUGGAAGUGCAGGUUUUGGGUCCAGAUGGCUACCCUCGCAACGUCAAAGUGGUCGAGAACGGGGACGGCACCUUCAAGGCGUCUUACAUCCCUGAUGAUUGCGGUCGUUACGUCAUCAAUGUGUCUUACGCUGGACAAUUGCUCAACAGAAACCUCGGCUCACAGGCCCACGCCAUUGGCGAGGCUGAAAAGUGCUCAAUCACAGAGGGCAUUCAGAAUGCGCUCACCAUCGGUGAGGAGUAUUGCAUCACGGUGAACACAAAGGGCGCUGGUAGGGGAGCAGUUACUUGCAGAAUCAGGUCUACAUCUGACUCGGGAAGCGAUCUGGAUAUUGACAUCGAGGACAAUGGAGAUGACACCUUCAGCAUUUACUACACCGUCAAAGAUGCUGGCGAGUACACGCUCAACGUCAAAUUUGGCGGCCAACCUGUACCCAACGGCUUCUACACGUUCACUGCCGGAAAAGAGCAGGAAGCGGACUUUGUCAAGCAAAACGUGCACAAAGACACCAGCAGCCAGACCAUCAACAGCAGGAAGGAAAAGGGUUACAGACUUGUCGAGCUACAGGACAUUCCAUUGCCAUCAACUGGAGGACAAGUAACAGCUGAAAUCAAAAUGCCGAGCGGUCAAAUCGACAAACCUCAUAUUGAGGAUAACAGAGACGGAACUGUUAGUUUACGGUACGACCCUCGCGAAGAGGGGCUGCACGAACUCAGCGUCAAAUACAACGGAGAACACGUUCAAGGAUCACCUUUCAAAUUCCACGUCGAUUCCAUUAGCAGUGGUUAUGUUACUGCCUACGGUCCUGGUCUGUCGCACGGCGUGUGUGGGGAGCCAUCAAAUUUCACCAUCUCCACCAAGGGAGCAGGAGCAGGUGGCCUCUCCUUGUCAGUGGAAGGACCAAGUAAAGCGGAAAUUAGCUGCCAUGACAACAAAGAUGGAACUGUUUCAGUUUCGUAUUUACCAACAGCACCUGGCGAAUAUAAAAUUUCAGUUCGCUUUGGAGACAAACAUAUCAAAGGCAGUCCGUACACAGCCAAAAUCACUGGUGAGGGCCGCAAGCGAAACCAAAUCUCGGUCGGUUCGUGUAGUGAGGUGUCUCUGCCAGGCAAGGUGUCCGACCAAGAGAUCCGCUCAUUAAACGCCUCGAUACAGGCGCCGAGCGGCCUCGAGGAGCCGUGCUUCCUGAAAAAGCUGCCCAACGGCAAUCUGGGCAUCUCCUUCACGCCCCGAGAGAUUGGCGAGCACACCGUGUCCGUCAAGCGAAUGGGCAAGCACAUCCAGAAUUCGCCGUUCAAGAUCGAGGUGGCGGAACGAGAGGUUGGCGACGCCAAAAAGGUCAUGGUCACCGGAAGGGCACUGAUCGAGGGAGAGACCCACGUGGACAACACAUUCACCGUGGACACUCGCAAUGCAGGCUAUGGCGGUCUUUCCCUUUCCAUCGAGGGUCCCAGCAAGGCCGAGAUUCAGUGCAAAGACAAUGAAGAUGGCACCCUAAACAUAUCAUACAAGCCGACUGAACCAGGCUACUACAUUGUGAAUCUGAAGUUUGCCGACCACCACGUCGAGGGAUCGCCGUUCACGGUCAAGGUGACUGGAGAAGGGUCGAACAGGCAGAGGGAGAAGAUCCAGCGGCAGAGAGAAGCCGUCCCCAUCACUGAAGUUGGCAGCGAGUGCAAAUUGACUUUCAAAAUGCCAGGAAUCACUUCCUUUGACCUAACGGCCACCGUGACAUCACCCAGCGGGGUCACCGAAGACGCAACAAUCGAAGAGGUCGAAGAUGGCUUGUACGCAGUUCACUUUAUCCCCAAGGAGCUGGGAGUGCACACGGUCUCCGUCAAAUACAAGGAAAUCCACAUUCCUGGCUCACCCUUCCAGUUCACUGUGGGUCCUUUGCGCGACGGAGGCGCACACAGAGUGCACGCCGGAGGACCUGGUCUGGAGCGAGGCGAGCAGGGCCAGCCAUGCGAGUUCAACGUUUGGACCCGCGAAGCUGGAGCCGGUUCGCUGGCCAUUUCGGUCGAAGGUCCGAGCAAGGCAGAGAUCGACUUCAAGGACCGCAAGGAUGGAUCUUGCUACGUCAGCUACACUGUUGCCGAACCAGGUGAAUAUCGAGUUGGCAUCAAAUUCAACGACCAGCAUGUGCCAGACUCGCCCUACAAAGUGUACAUCUCACCCGCCCUUGGUGACGCCCAUAAACUGGAAGUUGCCCAGUUCCCUGAUGCUGGCGUCUCGGUGGAAAAACCAGCCGUAUUCUUGGUUCGCAAAAACGGCGCUAAAGGCGAACUUGAUGGAAAGAUUGUCUCACCUUCGGGCAUUGAGGACGAUUGUUUCCUCCAACUGAUUGACGCCGACACGUAUUCAGUGCGCUUCAUGCCCCACGAAAACGGCAUCCACAACAUCCACUGCAAGUUCAACGGUGUCCACAUUCCUGGUUCCCCGUUCAGGAUAAAGGUGGGCAAGGAGGACGCAGACCCAGCAGCCGUCCACGCUUUUGGCAACGGACUCGAGAAGGUCAAAACAGGCCAGAAGACGGAUUUCAUCAUUGACACUUGCAACGCUGGUGUGGGAACCCUGGCCGUGACAAUCGACGGCCCGUCAAAGGUGUCCAUGGACUGCACCGAAGUCGAGGAAGGCUACAAAGUCAGGUACACACCCCUGGUUCCUGGAGACUACUAUGCUAGUGUGAAAUACAACGGAUACCACAUUGCUGGCUCGCCAUACAAAAUAUCCUGCUCAGGUGACGAUUUGGCUGAGAGAGGAGCUCAGGAGACAUCCUCGGUGGUUGUCGAGACUGUGCAGAAGAUCGGAAAGGGCAGACCACUUGGACCUGUGCUGCCUCUCUUCAAAUCCGACGCCUCCAAGGUGACGAGUAAAGGCAUGGGACUUAAGAAGGCCUACCUGCAGAAGCAGAACAUGUUUACAGUCAGCGCCACUGAUGCUGGAAACAACAUUUUGUACGUCGGCGUUUACGGUCCGAAGGGGCCUUGCGAGGAGGUGUACAUCAAGCACUUGGGCCGCAACAACUACCAGGUGAACUACGUGGUUCGGGAGCGUGGAGACUAUAUAGUGAUUGUGAAAUGGGGUGACGAGCACAUACCAGGGUCACCAUUCAAGGUCGACGUUUGAGAAUGACAAAAGAGAGAAAAUGCAUCCCUCUCGACAAGCGAGACGCCCAAGACAAUGAUGAUUAUUUUUGUAUGAGUCCCAGAACGGAUGAUGAGUGGAGGAGAUUUUUGCGCCUAGUUGAACUUUGAAUUUUUUGUUUUGCCAGAAAAUGCGUUCAUGAUUUUCAUUUUUCAUGCGCGCUCUUUAACACACACACUUAACGAAAAAUUGUUGUUUGCAUUUAGAAAAGUAUUACUAUUAUUGGAUAUACAUAUAUUUUAUUUUAUCCCCAAUGUUACUGUCGUUGUUGCUUAACUUUCGUUUCGAUUUUGUCCCCGACGAUUUUCAGCGUUUUCCCUGUACAUAAAAUGAGAAAUUUUAUAGCCAAGUGCCUUCUUCGUCUCUUAAAAUUGAUGGCUGAAGUGUUAUUACAAUAUUUAUGUUUAAUGCUAAUUCUAUAGGAGCUCAGUUUUUCUACUAACAGCAGUAUCUUGCCGGCCAUGUUCUACUCACAAAACAUGUUUAAGAAUGGGAAACAGAAGAAUUUUAAUUAUACAUUUACUAUACAGGUUAAGUGCCUUGCAACAUUUACCGCUUGGGAGAUAUCAUUGUGAUUAAAGAUUAUAGACAGAUUAAAUAAAGAUCUAAAUUUCAAAAUGUUAAUUGAAUUUCAAACACUGUGCAAUAAUGUUGUUUUAAUAAAGAAAAAUAAUUAAAA